Tigriopus californicus is the source of this 1796-nucleotide messenger RNA. RefSeq names its product pickpocket protein 28-like. Gene Ontology annotation, biological process: sodium ion transmembrane transport. Gene Ontology annotation, cellular component: membrane. Lineage: Eukaryota; Metazoa; Arthropoda; Copepoda; Harpacticoida; Harpacticidae. The record is from RefSeq and is a predicted model, not a curated record. The transcript is spliced from 8 exons. Gene Ontology annotation, molecular function: ligand-gated sodium channel activity. Bases 1 to 1575 code for a protein of 524 amino acids.
AUGAGGCACACCAAGGUAUCGCAACGAAACUCAAGCUCGUGCACAAUCUUGUGGGCGCUGACCGUGUUAACGAGCUUGAUUUUGUCGGGAUUUUUCAUCGCUCCAAUUGUUCAGAAGUUUUCUGAUAGCCCAACUUAUACCACGGUGGCCAAUACCAAUUAUCCCAUUUGGCACUUGGAUUUUCCUGCCAUUUCCAUUUGUCCCAAUAUCCGUAUUGAUAGCAAACGAUUGAAAGAAGUCCUGAGGAAUGAACCAUGGUCCAAAUUGGACAAAUACUCGCUGGAUCAGGUUCUCCCGAAAGUUUUGAAGAAAUACUUGUUCCUUCCCGGAAUGGAUUCGAAUUUUGAGGAUGUUGAGGCUGAUAUGAAGUCUUUUGUGGAUCAAUAUCAUCAAUACAUUCCACAGUUAUUAAGAUCGUCCAUCUAUUCCUGUCAGUCCUUGUUCCAAAAUUGCAAAUGGCAAGGUAUAGCAACACUUUGCUCAGAUUUGUUUGAAAUGCGGAAAACCGAUUUAGGUUAUUGUUGCUCAUUCAAUACAGUCCGACAAGCCGAGCAAUUCGACUUCCAGGAUGAUGAGGGCUUUUCCUUCCACAAUUACUAUGGGGAAGACUAUUUUGAAUUGGUUGAUUACACCUUGGAAAAUAUGUAUGACAACGAUGAAAACAUUUAUGCAAACGAUGAAGACCCAACCAAAAGGAAAAGGAGAUCAACACCGGAGGUCUCAAAACCCAAAGUGACACGCCUUAGACGAACCAAUAGUGCUGGGACAUCUCUCGGUUUAUCGUUUUCUAUAGUGAUCCCUGAGCGCUCGACUGACGAUUACACAAUCGCUGCUUUCGACGGGUUUAAGGUUCAAAUCCAUAGUCCUUAUGAUUUUCCGGAAGUUGAAGGCCGUGGAUUAGCUGUGGCUACAAACCAAAUAGCCUUCAUUUCGGUCUCGGCCUCUAUUACACGAAGCACUGAAAACGUCAAGGCUAUGAACCGAGACAGACGCAAUUGCUUCCUAAGCGACGAAGAAUUAGACGAUUACUAUAUUGCCGAUGGUGUCCAAUUCAAUACUUUCGAUAACUACACCCAGAAAUCGUGCUUAUUGGAGUGUCAAGCUCAUCUUAUCUUUAAAGAGUGCCAAUGCAUUCCACACUAUUUCCCCAGCUUUUCCAAAGCCUUGGGUCAAAAUACGACUUGUAAUCACACUGGUCUGGAUUGUCUUAUAAAUCACCAGCACCUGCUAAACGCCUUGAAACCCGAUGAUGAAGAACAUAGCCACCAACUUAUGGAAGGGGCUAAAUGCAAUUGUCCUCAACAAUGUGACGAGACCGUGUACAUGACGGAGUUUUCUCAAGUUCCAAAGUCGUCGUCCGUCUCGAGUAAAGAGGCUGGAUUUGGCAAUACAUCGGACGUCUACGUCUAUUUUAAGCAGUUUGGUGUGAUUGAAUUCUCCCGAGAUCAACUAUUCUCGUUGGCAGAUCUCAUUGGAGCUUUGGGAGGAAUCAUGGGAUUGUUCGUUGGAUUCAGCGUUUUGAGUGGAGUGGAACUUAUUUAUUGGUUCACACUUCGGCUAUUUAAUAACCAUUGAUUGGCAAGGGCUGGAAUUUUGGUCUAAAAUGGUCUAAAAUGGAUUCGACGUUUCUGAAGACUUAUGGCAAAUUUUGAUGACAAUAAAACUAUUCGUGGCCUAAUAUCAGAUCAAAAUUUUGACUUUAUCAGAUAGUUAUUCCUUUAGAAACAUCAUUCAACGAGAAAAAAGUCUUUCGGGAGAAAAAGCUCUCUUUGAAAUAAACACUAUUUUUUCUAUUA